Molecule: messenger RNA, 889 nt
Organism: Hymenoscyphus albidus
Lineage: Eukaryota; Fungi; Ascomycota; Leotiomycetes; Helotiales; Helotiaceae
Source: the annotation of a GenBank genome assembly
AUGACAUCUGAUCCAAGGGAUGAUGCCUUCAGACAAGACCGCGAGACCUUAUUAGAUGGUAAGAAAAGAUUCUUCAAUUCGGUGACCUUCCUCAAUUAAUGGCUUGCUUUCUAGCAGUUGAAAGCGCUGUGAUCAAAACACCCAGCCAGAAACCCAAGCAUGAGAAACCAGAUUCAGCACCGAUCCAUGCAGCUUCCGCAUUUGCUCAGCACGUAUUGGAGAAUUCGUCCUCUCAAUUUGGAGAAUCGACAACUGGUAGUAGUUGCGAGCUUUCAGACAAAGGCGGCGAACUUCAUAGAACCGUAUCGGGGCACGUCGUGAACCCCCAUCAGAUUGUACCAGUGUUUUCGCGAACAGAACAGGAGGCAGCUACUAUACACUCUGUACCGGUAUGUGUUGGCCUUCUUCAAUGUUAUUUUGAAGGGAUGCUGAUUUUAUGAAGGAUCAUGAUCCCUUACGACAGCCAAUAGAGGGCAGAAUUGAGAUAAUGCUUGACUAUCGAGAGCAACUGAAUGGUCACGAAAUCCGAGAAAAUGAGAAACGCAAAGAGAUAGAGCUAUUAAUUGCUAAUCAGAACGGAGAAAAAACUGGUAUUGUUUGCAGAUAUUGCAUCAGGCGCCAGGUAAGCUUCUACAGUAUUUUUCGCAGCCUGUAAUAUGAUUGUUUUCUUUUAUUGGUUUGUGUUUAUGGUUCGUCAUUCUAAUAUACUACUAGAUUCGCUGUUUUGGAUUUGAUACACACCCGGAAGGUCUUCGCGCAAACUGUUGUCGCUUCCACCAGGACUGCUUCUUUGAUCCAAUCUAAACGCGCCGAAUUUCCGGUCUCAGGCUCAGCCUUCAUGCAGGAGCAACGCCCCAAUUGUAUGGAGAGCAUGGUGAACGAAAGUUGA